AUGGCAACCCCUAACCACACUGGUGCCAGCCACUCACUUUUCAUUCUGCGGGGCAUCCCUGGCCUGGAAGACCAGCACAUAUGGAUUUCUCUUCCCUUCUUUAUUUCCUACCUGGUUGCUGUCCUUGGGAAUAGCCUCCUUGUCUUCAUCAUCAUUACUGAACGCAGCCUCCAUGAACCCAUGUACUUCUUUCUCUGCAUGCUAGCUGUGGCUGACCUCAUCCUGUCCACUACCACUGUGCCCAAAGCCCUGGCCAUAUUCUGGUUUCAUGCUGGGGAGAUCUCCCUUGAUGGCUGUGUCACUCAAAUCUUCUUCAUCCAUGCCACCUUCAUUGCUGAAUCAGGGAUUCUGUUGGCCAUGGCAUUUGACCGCUAUGUGGCCAUCUGUGACCCACUGCGAUAUACUACACUGCUCAGUCAUGCAGUAAUCAUAAAGGUUGGUCUGGCUGUGGUCCUGAGAAGCUUCUCUGUGAUACUCCCAGAUGUGUUCCUGGUGAAGAGACUGCCUUUCUGCCAUAGCAAUGUGUUACCACAUACCUACUGUGAGCACAUGGCUGUUGCCAAGUUUGCUUGUGCUGAUAUUCGUGUCAAUGUCUGGUAUGGCUUGUCUGUUCUUCUCUCUACUGUAAUGCCAGAUGCCUUGCUCAUCUUGGUUUCGUAUACCCUCAUCCUCAAUGCAGUCUUCCACCUCCCUUCCCGAGGAGCUCGGCAAAAGGCUCUAGGCACAUGUGGCUCCCACCUUGGGGUCAUUUCCAUGUUCUAUUUGCCUGGCAUUUUUACUGUAAUUACCCAGCGGUUUGGGCAUCAUGUUCCCCUCCAUACUCACAUUCUGCUGGCCAAUAUCUGCACAUUAGCCCCUCCCAUGCUGAACCCUAUCAUUUAUGGGGUCAAGACCAGGCAGAUUCGAGAGUGCGUGGUCAGUACUCUGUCUUCACAGUAGAAACAUGUUGAGUCUGUGUGACUGAUCUGGUGGUAUGUUCACCACUAUGGUGUCUCACAUUUUGUUUCCCUAUUUUGUAGAAACUUAUUAACUAAGCGUUCUACUGACUGUGAACAAAUGGAUUUAUCAUGACUUUGAAAGAUAGAUUGUCAUGUUGCCUUUAUAAGGUAGUGUUUAGAAAAGAGCAUGAGGUUUUUUGGAUAUGAUAUCAAAAGUACAGGCAAUAAAAGCAAAAUAAACAAGCGGGACUACAUCAAACCAAAAAGCUUCUGCACAGCAAAGAAAGCACUCAACAGAACAAAUAGGCAACAUAUGGAAUGGGAGAAAAUAUUUGCAAAUCAUUAUCUGAUAAAGGGUAAAUAGCCAAAAUAUAUAAGAAAUCCAUAUAACUCAAUAACAAAACUCAAUAGUAAAGGAACAAAUAACCUGACUUAAAUAUGGGAAAAGGACCUGAAUAAACUUUUUUUUUCCAGAGAAGACAUACAAAUGGCCAACAGGUACGUGAAAAAGUUCUCAACAUCACUAAUUAUCAGGGAAAUGCAAAUCAAAGCCACAAUGAAACUUCACCUCACACCUUUUAGCAUA
Acinonyx jubatus (cheetah) is the source of this 1524-nucleotide messenger RNA. RefSeq names its product olfactory receptor 52B4-like. Lineage: Eukaryota; Metazoa; Chordata; Mammalia; Carnivora; Felidae. The coding region runs from base 1 to 939 and encodes 312 amino acids. Gene Ontology annotation, biological process: G protein-coupled receptor signaling pathway. Gene Ontology annotation, molecular function: G protein-coupled receptor activity; olfactory receptor activity. The transcript has a single exon. Gene Ontology annotation, cellular component: membrane. The record is from RefSeq and is a predicted model, not a curated record.